Molecule: messenger RNA, 1908 nt
Organism: Xiphias gladius (swordfish)
Lineage: Eukaryota; Metazoa; Chordata; Actinopteri; Istiophoriformes; Xiphiidae
Gene: rhbdd2
Product: rhomboid domain containing 2
Exons: 1
Coding region: 522-1490 (322 amino acids)
Cellular component (GO): membrane
Molecular function (GO): serine-type endopeptidase activity
Source: RefSeq, a predicted model, not a curated record
UCCCCUUCAAAAUACGACACGAGCGUUGACAAGAAGUUACAUUUAGUCAUCCUCUUUAUCCGAAAGCUAUGGAUAUCCGAAUUUCGCAGUUCUGACUCACAUACAUCUCAUAUGUGUGGUUGCUUUAAUUCAUGCACGCAGGUAAAGGUAACUUUCAGUCAAAAAAUGUGCCACCGGUCGUCAAUACGCGUUUUAUUUCGAAAGGUCUGACCAGAAGUUGUUUUUUUGUAACACCCAAGCCAGUCUGAUGCUACACACACUUCUGAAAGAGGCGACUGCUCAGCUGUCGUGUACGUGCUGCCGUCUAAAAAUAUUAAAUCUUUGAAUGUGAAAUUGAAUGUAUCCCUUGAGCUCGAGAGCUGCACCGGCCCGAGAGGUUUACAGUAGACAUCGUCUGGAUAAGACAGUACUUCCUGUCUGAGAAGCGUGGAGACGACUGGACCACGGUGGGUUUGGUGAAUUGUUUCGUAGACUUUUGCUUUAGUUUAUUAGGUGUGGAUGACCGGCGUUAUUUUGGGACAAUGACACGAACGGAUUACUUUAAAAUGAUCUCACAAGUUUUCAAGGACGCUGUUCCUGUCAUCACCAGCGGGAUUUUCACAGUGGCCCUUUUAUCAUGUGUUUUGUUUGGUAUCCAAACAUACUUCAACUUGACCCCGGGGGUCUUCAGCGUUGGUGCCACUGUUUUUCAAAAAGGACACAUCCACAGGCUUUUCGCGCACCCUUUUUAUCACAAAACCUUUGCUCAGCUUCUCCUGAACAUCGCAGCCCUGGUGCUUCUCAGUGGCAGCUUGGAGAAAGGUGUCGGCACGGUCCGUUUCCUGUUCUCGUUCCUCCUGCUGUCCACCACCACAGGCUUGUUUUACAGCUUCCUGGACCUUCUGCAGGAUGACAGCGGCCAGGGCCACACCGAGGGGCUGGUUCCUGUGGCCCUGGCCUGUGUUGCUCUGACCACCAUGCACACAAAGAUGACUAAAGGAUUCCUGUGUGGAGUCAGUUUCCCCACCAUGGCACUCCCUUGGGUGUUACUCAUAAUCACCACUGCCCUCAUUCCUCACUCUGUGCUCCCCUGUAAUGUCAUUGCCAUCCUGAUGGGGUGGAUGUAUGGGAGAGGAUGGUUCUCUCUUCUGGACGUGUCCGAGGCCAGGGCUGGCGUUUUGGAGAAGACGAUGCCUUUCAGGUUGCUGAGGAGCAUCGACGGUGUUAAGUUUGUCCCUGCUUCCACAGAGGAGAGGAGGAAGACCCUGCUUCCACAAAUCAAUCCAACGCCUGGGUCUUACCCGGUCCAGGCUUAUGCUCCAUUAUCCAGCAUUAACACUGCUGAUGCCACAGCCGUGAUGUACGAAGGCUGGCCGAACUCAACCAGUGCUCUGUCUGGUCCUACAACACCUCUCCAUGCUCAUGGACAUGGGUCAACACAUAGCUUUGGGUUAAGUCAUAGCCACAGCUGCAACCACAACCACCAUGCUCAUAGUAGUGGUCAGCUUUAGUUAAGCUAAUUUACUUGAUUGCUAUACAACAAUACCUAUAUGCAGAUAAGCCAUAUUCUAUUAAUACUGCUUUAGUUUCCACUCCUAAACCACAGAAAGCGAUGGUACACCUGCCGCAUCGCUUGUCAUUGAAUUGUGUGGACUACAAUGUCAAAUACGUGGGAGAGAAACAAACUGGCAACUGACAAGAUGUUUUCAGGCCUCUGUUUGCCGAGUCUACCUUCUCGAAUAAUCAAGUAACAUUUCUCUGAAUGUUUAAAUGUUACAGGUGACUUUUGUACAUAAGUUUAAAUUUUACAGUCUUUUGUAAUAUUUGUUUCGUAUUUCUACAAAUAAAUAUGUAUAAAGCUUAACUAAAAACAUUGUGUCCAGAUCAAAACUCAAAUUUACAUUUGUUAAACCCUAACUGUUGCAGAAU